This is a messenger RNA of Plutella xylostella (diamondback moth), 1652 nucleotides long. Its product is annotated as T-box transcription factor TBX1. NCBI's taxonomy places the organism in Eukaryota, Metazoa, Arthropoda, Insecta, Lepidoptera, Plutellidae. Gene Ontology annotation, molecular function: RNA polymerase II cis-regulatory region sequence-specific DNA binding; DNA-binding transcription factor activity, RNA polymerase II-specific. Gene Ontology annotation, biological process: cell fate specification; positive regulation of DNA-templated transcription; regulation of transcription by RNA polymerase II. Gene Ontology annotation, cellular component: chromatin; nucleus. The record is from RefSeq and is a predicted model, not a curated record.
ACGCCGACGCGACGACAGAACUCGUCCUCUCGCGCUGCCGGCUGGUCCACCGCGUUGAUUAAACCCUGAUUAACGGACAGAAAACUGAUUUAUCUCGCCGUGUUGAAAAAAUAAUCGGCCGAUAGUGAGGAUAUGUCGUGAUGGAGGGACAGGAGUGGCGCGACUGGCAUCCGCAGCGGCAGCUGGACGCAGGGUUCCUCGGCGGUCAGUGCGCGCGCUACGCGGCGCCCCCGCGGGAGCUGGAGCCGCAGCCCGCCGCCCUGCCGUCCCUACACACGCAGCCACUCAGAGAUAGCCAGGUAUGCGGCCGCGGGGCCAGCUACUCGCCGCUGCGGGCGCUCCGAGAGAGCACCUGUCGCGACCACGCCGCCCACAGCGAGCCGCCGCCGCCGCCGCCCGCACGCAUGCAGGUGCCUCCCCAAAACGUGACCCUCCACCCGGCCGUCUCCCGGUGCUCGGCCUCCCUGGAGCUGUCAGCCCUGUGGCGAAGCUUCCACGAGCUCGGCACGGAGAUGAUCGUGACCAAGGCGGGGCGGCGCAUGUUCCCCGCGCUCCAGGCGCGGCUGGCGGGCCUGCUGCCCACGGCCGAGUAUCUGCUGCUGGUUGAUUUUGUGCCGCUGGAUGAUAAGCGGUAUCGGUACGCGUUUCAUAGCUCAAGCUGGGUGGUAGCGGGCAAGGCGGACCCGGUGUCUCCCCCCCGGAUCCACGUGCACCCGGACUCACCCGCGCCGGGGCAGCACUGGAUGCGCCAGCUCGUCUCCUUCGACAAGCUCAAGCUGACUAACAACCAGCUCGAUGAUAAUGGCCAUAUAAUCCUGAACUCGAUGCACCGCUACCAGCCGCGCCUGCACGUGGUGUACCUGCCGGGGGAGGGGGGCGCGGCGCCCGGGACCGUGCCGUACCGCACCUUCGUGUUCCCCGAGACCGGCUUCACCGCCGUCACCGCCUACCAGAACCAUCGGAUAACACAACUAAAGAUAGCAAGCAAUCCAUUCGCCAAAGGAUUCAGAGAUUGCGACCCUGACGACUGUCCCCCGGAGCAGGCGGCCCAGCGCGCGCCCCCGCGGCGCCGCGAGCCCGCGCCCGAGCCGCACGCGCAGCUCGCGCAGCCCUACGCCGCCGAGCCCAGCGCCUGCGGCCCGCUGUACGCCGCGCACGCGCACUGCGUCAGAUACCAGCCCCACACCGGUCACAAUGGCUCGUACAGUGCCUACUACACACACAGAUAGCUGCACGCUGACUAAACCAAAGAAGUAGAAUUAAUCACCCCUGAAUUAAUUCGUAUUGUCCGUUUCUAGGUAGUACAAUCUUACUUGGCUGAUACAUUAUUAUUAAUUCAUCCGUGCAUCAAAUUAUUUACCAAAUAUUUAUUAUUUCUAAGGUACAUACUUGAGUAGGUUUACCUAAGAUCUUGUCUAAGUAAGUUUAUGAAUCAGUGGAUGAUCCACUAGUAAUAGUAAUAUAAUCACAAAAUAUGAUUGUGAUUUAUAAUGCCUUUGAAAGUAAUUAAAUUGUGCCUUAAAAAAGUGCCUUGUGAAAGUCUCAUAUAAGAGGUUUUAAUGUAAUGUAGAAAGUAACUUAAGUAAUAAGUUUAUCGCACGUAAGGCUGUGAUAUCGAGGCCAAAAUUAUUAAAUGUAUUUGUGAAAUAAAG